Molecule: messenger RNA, 6291 nt
Organism: Phycodurus eques (leafy seadragon)
Lineage: Eukaryota; Metazoa; Chordata; Actinopteri; Syngnathiformes; Syngnathidae
Product: ankyrin-3-like
Biological process (GO): signal transduction
Molecular function (GO): protein binding
Source: RefSeq, a predicted model, not a curated record
GGGAAGCGGAUGGCUCGCGUCGAGCUCAGGUGCUUCUGGGGGACUCUGGGAACUGGUCUGCAACCCCGCCCCUCCUCCUCCAUAGCAGGGGAUGCAGCUUGAGCUUCUCUGUGGAUGUGUGGACCUCCAGUAGGGAUGAAAAUCCCACCUGGAGAUUAUUUUUUGGGGGGGAAAUGAAGGACAGUUGUGAGCAGGAUCUCCAGGGGAACAUCCCGACCCUCGAGUACAAAUGCUAAUUGACAACCAGGAGGGGGCGUGACAGCCACCUCAGACAUAAAAAGGAAGAUCAUCACGAGCGGGAGGAGAAGAUCCCCCCCAGCACCGUUGUUCUCGCCCACCUGUGUGGAUUAAGCGGCGGACGGCAUGGCGCACGCCGCCUCGCAGCUGAAGAAGAAGGCAGAUGAGAACCUUGUGGCGGCCGAAGAAGAGCGGGAGAAGGAGCGCAAGCGGGCCAGAAAGCGGACGCGCGGCGACGUCAAGAAAAAGACGGACGUGAACGCUUGUUACCUACGAGCAGCUCGCGCCGGAAACUUGGAAAAGGCUUUGGAUUACUUGAAGAAUGGCGUGGACAUAAACAUUUGUAAUCAGAAUGGCCUCAACGCACUGCAUCUGGCCUCCAAGGAGGGCCAUGUUGAGGUGGUGGCCGAGCUCCUCCAACAGGGCGCCAAGGUGGAUGCUGCAACCAAGAAAGGCAACACUGCGCUGCACAUUGCGUCUCUGGCCGGCCAGAUGGAAGUGGUGAAGGAGCUCGUCACGCACAGCGCGAACAUCAACGCGCAGUCGCAGAAUGGCUUCACGCCCCUGUACAUGGCGGCGCAGGAGAAUCACCUGGACGUGGUGCACUUCCUGCUGGACAACGGCUCAAGUCAGAGCAUUGCCACAGAGGAUGGAUUCACGCCGCUGGCGGUGGCACUGCAGCAGGGCCACGACCAGGUGGUGUCACUACUCCUAGAGAACGACACCAAGGGCAAGGUGCGCCUCCCUGCGUUGCACAUCGCCGCCAGGAAGGACGACACCAAGGCCGCCGCCCUCCUCCUGCAGAGCGACCACAACGCCGACGUGGAGUCUAAGAGCGGCUUCACGCCUCUCCACAUCGCCGCUCACUACGGCAACAUCAACGUAGCCACGCUGCUGCUCAACAGAGGCGCCGCUGUCGACUUCAAGGCACGGAAUGACAUCACUCCGCUGCACGUGGCCUCCAAGCGCGGGAACGGCAACAUGGUGCGCCUCCUGGUGGAGCGAGGAGCCACGAUAGACACACGGACCAAGGAUGGUUUGACGCCGCUGCACUGCGGAGCCCGUAGCGGCCACGAGCAGGUGGUGGAGAUGUUGCUCAGCAGAGGCGCUCCCAUUCUCUCCAAAACAAAGAACGGUCUGUCUCCGCUCCACAUGGCAACGCAAGGCGACCACCUCAACUGCGUGCAGCUACUGCUGCACCACGAUGCGCCAGUGGACGACGUGACCAACGACUACUUGACGGCACUGCACGUCGCCGCCCACUGUGGUCACUACAAGGUGGCAAAGGUCAUCGUGGACAAAAAGGCCAACCCCAACGCCAAGGCCCUGAAUGGUUUCACGCCGCUGCACAUCGCCUGCAAGAAGAACAGAGUCAAGGUGAUGGAGCUCCUGCUGAAGCACGGCGCCUCCAUACAGGCCGUCACAGAGUCCGGCCUGACUCCCAUCCACGUCGCGGCGUUCAUGGGGCACGAAAACAUCGUCCACCAGCUCAUCAACCACGGCGCCUCGCCCAACACCAGCAAUGUGAGAGGGGAGACUGCCCUUCACAUGGCUGCAAGGGCGGGACAAUCCAACGUGGUGCGAUAUUUGGUCCAGAACGGCGCACAAGUCGAUGCCAAGGCCAAGGACGAACAGACCCCACUGCACAUCGCCAGUCGUCUGGGCAAGCAGGACAUCGUCCAACAGCUGCUCGCCAACGGGGCAUCGCCCGACACCACCACCAGCUCCGGGUACACGCCCCUCCACCUGGCCGCCCGGGAGGGACACCGAGAGGUGGCGACGGCGCUGAUGGACCAGGGAGCCAGUCUGAGCAUCACUACCAAGAAGGGUUUCACUCCACUGCACGUGGCGGCAAAGUACGGCAAGCUGGAGGUGACCAACCUUCUGCUGCAGAAAAACGCCGCACCUGAUGCCGCUGGCAAGAGUGGACUAACUCCACUGCAUGUGGCUGCGCACUACGAUAACCAGAAGGUGGCACUACUUUUACUCAAGCAUGGAGCCUCACCGCAUGCCGCCGCAAAGAAUGGUUACACGCCGCUGCACAUCGCAUCCAAGAAGAACCAGAUUGAGAUCGCCACCACGUUGCUGGAGUAUGGUGCGUCCGCCAACGGCGUGACGAGGCAGGGCAUCACCCCGUUGCAUCUGGCUGCGCAGGAGGGCAACGUGGACGUGGUAACGCUUCUGCUGGCGCGGGACGCUCCGGUCAACACGGGCAACAAGUAUGGCUUGACUCCGCUCCACCUGGCUGCCCAGGAGGAUAAAGUCAACGUGGCUGAGGUUUUGGUCAACCACGGAGCCACCAUAGACCCCGAGACCAAGUUGGGUUACACUCCCCUCCACGUGGCCUGUCACUAUGGCAACGUGAAGAUGGUCCACUUCCUGCUCAAAAACCAGGCCAAGGUCAACACCAAGACCAAGAACGGUUACACUCCUCUUCAUCAGGCUGCACAGCAAGGACAUACACACAUUAUCAAUCUGCUGCUGCAUCAUGGGGCGUCACCCAACGAGCUUACCACGAAUGGGAACAGCGCUCUGUCCAUUGCCAGGAGGCUGGGCUACAUCUCUGUGGUGGACACGCUCAAGGUGGUCACUGAAGAGACGCUGACCAUGCAGACGGUCACAGAGAAGCACAAGAUGAACGUUCCGGAGACCAUGAACGAGGUGCUGGACAUGUCGGAUGAUGACGCCUGUAAGGCCAGUGCUCCCGAAAUGAUCACAGAGGACUAUUUGUCCGAUGUUGAUGAAGGCGACGACGCCAUGACAGGGGACACGGACAAGUACCUGGCGCCCCAGGACCUGAGGGAACUGGGUGACGACUCACUGCCGCAGGAGGGCUACAUGGGCUUUAGCGUGGGCGCGCGCUCGCAGAGCCUGCGUUCCUUCAGUUCUGACAGGUCCAACACACUCAACCGCAGCUCCUUCACACGGGACAGCAUGAUGAUUGAAGAGAUGCUGGCGCCCAGCAAGGAUAUGCACUUGGCAGUUGCCAAAGAUUGUAACAACGACUCACUGAGGAGGUACAGCUGGACACCAGACGCCAUGGACAACGUCAAUCUCGUUUCUUCGCCACUCCACUCUGGGUUCCUGGUGAGCUUUAUGGUGGACGCCCGAGGCGGAUCUAUGCGGGGCAGCCGCCACAACGGCAUGCGCAUCGUCAUCCCGCCCAGGAAGUGCACGGCGCCCACGCGCAUCACGUGCCGCCUGGUCAAGCGGCACAAGCUGGCGUCGCCGCCCCCCAUGGUGGAGGGCGAGGGCCUAGCCAGCCGGCUGGUGGAGGUGGGCCCGGCCGGAGCGCACUUCCUGGGGCCCGUGAUAGUGGAGAUCCCCCACUUUGGCUCCAUGCGGGGGCAGGAGCGAGAACUGAUCCUCCUGCGGAGCGAGAACGGUGAAACCUGGAAGGAGCACCUAUACGACUGCAAGGCCGAGGACCUCCGUCAGCUCCUCAACGGCAUGGAUGAAGAACUGGACUGUGCAGAGGAGCUGCAGAGGAAGAGGAUCUGCCGCAUCAUCACCAAAGACUUCCCUCAGUACUUUGCUGUGGUGUCUCGCAUUAGGCAGGAAACGCAUCAGAUGGGACCUGAGGGCGGGACUCUGUGUAGCCGGAGCGUCCCGUUGGUUCAGGCCUCUUUCCCAGAGGGAGCGCUCACAAAAAAGAUUAAGGUUGGCCUUCAGGCCCAGCCAGUACCUGACGAGACCGUGAAAAAGAUCCUCGGCAACCGUGCGACCUUCAGCCCGAUUGUGACGGUGGAGCCCAGACGGAGGAAGUUCCACAAGCCCAUCACCAUGACGAUUCCAGUCCCGCCGCUCUCGGGCGAGGGACUUUCUAACGGCUACAGAGGAGACUGCACCCCCUGCCUACGCCUUCUCUGCAGCAUUACAGGUGGUACGUCACCGGCACAGUGGGAAGACAUCACAGGCACCACUCCCCUCACCUUCGUCAACGACUGUGUGUCUUUCACAACCAACGUUUCAGCACGUUUCUGGCUGGCCGACUGCCACCAGAUCCCAGAGACGGUUGGCUUGGCGUCGCAGCUGUACAGGGAGCUGAUCUGUGUGCCCUACAUGGCCAAAUUUGUGGUGUUCGCCAAGAUGAAUGAUCCGGUGGAGUCCCGGCUGAGGUGUUUCUGUAUGACGGACGACAAAGUGGACAAGACCCUGGAACAGCAGGAAAACUUCGAGGAGGUGGCCAGGAGCAAAGACAUCGAGGUCCUGGAGGGCCGGCCCAUUUACGUGGAUUGCUACGGCAACUUGGCGCCUCUGACCAAAAGCGGUCAGCAGUUAGUUCUCAACUUCUACGCCUUCAAGGAAAACCGCUUGCCCUUCUGUGUUAAGGUGCGAGACCCUAGUCAGGAGCCAUGCGGCCGCCUUAGCUUCCUCAAAGAGUGCAAGAGCACAAAAGGCCUGCCCCAAACGGCUGUAUGCAACCUGAACAUCACGCUGCCCGCUGCCAGAAAGACUGAAAAGCCCGAGCGACGUCAUACCUUUGCAUCGCUAGCCUUACGUAAGCGCUACAGCUAUCUGGCCGAGCCUGCACUGAGCCCUCAGAGUCCCUGCGAGAGGACAGACCUCCGCAUGGCCAUAGUUGCCGACCAUCUGGGACUCAGCUGGACUGAGCUGGCCCGGGAGCUGGACUUCUCCGUGGAGGAGAUCGACUCUAUCCGGUUGGAGAACCCGAACUCCCUGACGGCGCAGAGCUUCAUGCUACUAAAGAAAUGGGUGCACAGGGACAGUAAAAACGCCACAACGGACACUUUAACGGCGGUGCUGACUAAGAUCAAUCGGUUGGAUAUUGUGACUUUGCUGGAAGGGCCCAUAUUUGACUACGGUAACAUUUCAGGCACUCGCUGCUUUGCCGAUGAUAACGCAGUAAUCCCGGAUCAGUCCGAUGGAUACCACCAAGUAGACGCGGAGCUGCAAACCCCCACUGUACUCCACUGCGCUCCCCCCACCCUGCUGCAUUCCGAUGACUUUUUGCGUGACGGCGAAGCCGGCGGUGGUGUAGUAGAGCCCCCUAGCAGGCCUAGUGAGCUCCCCCUGGUUCGCGAACCACCCCUGGUGCGCAUGGAGGACACCAGCGAGUCGCCCGACAAUGACAGGAGGGCGGCCAAGCGGCGGGCCAUGUUCGAGGGCGCUUACGCACCCUACGAGAGGCAGGGAGGGUGCCACGAAGAGGAGGAGGAUGAGGAAGAAAUGACCCAGGAGAGGCUGCAGAGUCUCCUGGAGGACAUCAAGCUGGAGGAGGAAGGCCUGGAGGACGAGGAGAUGACGGAGGAGAAGGUGCAUGCCAUCCUGGAGCAAGUGCGGCAGGCAGAAAAAGACUUGUGUUCGCUUCCAGGCUGGAGAGGAGGUGACGCAGAGACGGUGGAGCUCGGACCCGCCUCCGAGGAGGGCAGUCCUGAUAGUCUGGCCGAUUCACUGGAACAACCACCGGCUCGGAGCAGCAAAAAAGAAGAAGAGGAGCAAGGCGGCGAUCGGUCAGCUCGCAGAGUCCAGUGGGCACAAAAUGUCCAGUGUGAGCGUGUCUUUGAUGAUGAUGAGGAGGAGGAAGAGGUGGAGGAGGAAGAGUCCAGCUCCGAGGAGGAGACCACCGUGACCACCAGGGUUUUUCGCAGGCGGGUUAUACUGAAGGGAGAGGAGGCCCGCAACGUUCCCGGAGAGUCCGUGACGGAGGAGCAGUUCACUGACAGCGACGGCAAUCUGGUCACCCGAAAAGUGAUCAGAAAGGUGGUGCGGCGCGUGGUGGGUUCGGCGCGGAAGGAAGCGGUCGCCGAGGAAGGGGGCGCCGCUGUCGCCGUAGCGCCGAGCGGUGGCGCAGGAGGGGGGAAGGGCAAGAGGCGGGGCAAGCGCUCCCGGCAGGGCCACAAGCCGGGAAAUGGGAGCAACAAACAGGGAAGGAAGAGUCACUCGUAACGGCAGCAACUCCUGACGCACACCUGUUGCCGGUCCGCUGCCCGUGAUGUGACCACACACACAUCCACCACACUCGAGCUGGGAGGGAAAAAGGACCAACGGGCAGCGUCCGGUCACAUACAACAAUGGCACGUUUUGUUUUUU